UUUGUCUUCUGCGACAACAUUGUUAUGACGUCAAAUCUUCGCGACAAGACACCAGAGAACUUCUACUUGUCAGUGUAACUCGGCGUUGUGUUCAAGGUUUUAAAAUAAAAAGCUGUUUGACUGCGUAACAUCCACAACAUGGAUGGAAACGAAGAACACGGCAACAGUUUUGGAAUAGAAGUUAUUCUCCUUGAGGACGCGCAAACAGCGCCAUGCUGUUCUCACGGUCCUACCUUGCUUUUUGAAAAGGUUUGCAAAGGAAGAGAAAAAGGUCGGAGGUUUUAUGCAUGCUCUGCCUGUCGAGACAGAAAAGACUGCAACUUCUUUCAAUGGGAAGAUGAAAAGGUUUCAGAAGCCAGACUGUUGGCCAGAGAAGCAGAAAACCAGUCAAAGAGGCCCCCUUUCACCCAUCAGGAGUACUGGAAUAGAUUUCAAAAGUUUGCCUCCCUUCCUCUUGAUGAGAAGUUGUUCUGUCAGGACUGUCAGAUUCUGCUCCUGCCAGGAGAGCACAGCGUUCACUCUGCUCAUAGAUCCACUCUCAUCACUGCAGCACAGCUGAAGAGGCCCAGUGUGCUGCUGCGUCCACUGGACAACAAGAAGAGCAAUGCCCAGUACCUUUUCACCGAGCGCAGCGCGCACUUUCUCCUGGACACCUUAGCUGGUCUGGGAUACAAGAAGAUGCUCUGUGUGGGCACACCCAGACUGCAGGAGCUGAUCAAGCUGCGAAAUCUGGAGCAGAAACACCAGCCAAUGAAGAGUCUCCUGCUGGACAUUGACUUCAGAUAUGCUCAGUUCUACAGCCAAGAUGAGUUCUGUCAUUACAACAUGUUUAAUCAUCACUUUUUUGGUGGAGAGUCAUCCAGUGCAAUCCUGAAGGCCUUCCUCAGAGACUCUGAUAAGGAGAAGGUGGUAAUGGUAGCUGACCCUCCAUUUGGUGGUCUGGUAAAGCCCCUGGCCAACAGUUUUUCUCGGAUAUCUCAGGCAUGGAAGAAGUUGCAGAGCUCUGACAGCAGUAAGGCUGACAUGCCCAUGAUCUGGAUCUUCCCAUACUACUUUGAGCCUCGGAUAUUGGCGUGUCUUCCAUCAUUCAGCAUGUUGGACUACCAGGUGGACUAUGAUAACCAUCCUCUGUAUAAACAUGGAAAGAUGGGCAGAAAACAGUCUCCUGUGAGACUCUUCACUAAUCUUUCACCCAGUGACAUCAUCCUUCCCAAAGAGGAGGGUUACAGAUUUUGCCCUUUAUGUGAGAGAUAUGUCGCAUCGCUGAACAAACAUUGUGCUAAAUGCAACCUCUGCCCAUCCAAGGAUGGUCGGGAAUGGAAUCACUGCUCAGCUUGUGGGAAAUGUGUGAAACCAUCCUGGAAGCACUGCCAGUCCUGUGGCCACUGUGCCCUCCCAGACCACCCGUGUACCAGCAGUCAAGUAAAGGAGGGCUGCUUUAACUGUGGAAGCCCACAGCACAAACGUAAAGCCUGCUCUGUCAAAUACACAGAUAGUUAUUGGGCCAAAGCCAGUGGAGGCGAAAAAAAAGGAUCCCAUCCGUCCCUCCUCAGAUCUAAAACAAAGAGGAAGUCUGGUGCAGCUCGGAGAGCAAAGUUGUUGGCUGCAAAGUCUCUGUGAGCCCAGCAGUCAUGCAGUACAUUAUUAACUAUAUAAUCCCAAACAAUAUUUGUUUUCUUUUCAACAUGAUUGUUGGCAGUGUGUUAAUUUUUUGUAAUAGAAUAAAACUUAAAUACAAAGCUUUCUUUGAA
Archocentrus centrarchus (flier cichlid) is the source of this 1751-nucleotide messenger RNA. RefSeq names its product zinc finger, CCHC domain containing 4 (gene zcchc4). Gene Ontology annotation, biological process: rRNA methylation. Bases 139 to 1620 code for a protein of 493 amino acids. Gene Ontology annotation, cellular component: cytoplasm; nucleolus. The transcript is spliced from 13 exons. The record is from RefSeq and is a predicted model, not a curated record. NCBI's taxonomy places the organism in Eukaryota, Metazoa, Chordata, Actinopteri, Cichliformes, Cichlidae. Gene Ontology annotation, molecular function: zinc ion binding; rRNA (adenine-N6-)-methyltransferase activity.